AGUUCCUCCCCCCAGCCUCUAGUGUGUAGCUUAGAGCUGGAGGUCUGACAGCUGCUGGGAGGACUGGAUGGUUUAGCGAAACACCCGAAAGAAUCAGAGCUGCAGCACAGUAACACUAAGAAACAGCGACACUGAAGGGACCUGCUGCUUUCACAGUUCUGUUCAGUUCUUCAGUCUCCCUGAAGUAAAAAUUAGAUCAUGGUUGCCAACAACUACAACAUGAACGCUGUUCCUGCAGGGUCACGACCUCUUGCCCGGCACCGGAGUCCCUUCAACAGCAUCAAGUUCUUUGUGUUUUGCCACAGUUUGCUGCAACUGGCGCAGCUGUUGGUAUCGGGCUACAUGAAGAGCUCCAUCUCCACCAUCGAGCGACGCUACGGCCUCUCCAGCCAGAAGUCGGGGCUGCUGGCUGCUUUCAACGAGGUGGGGAACACGGUCCUCAUCGUCUUUGUGAGUUUCCUCGGGAGUCGAGUCCACCGGCCGCGGUUCAUCGGAGGCGGAGCUCUGCUGGCCUGUCUGGCCUCACUUCUGAUGGCGAUGCCGCACUUCCUGAGCGGACAGUACGAGUACACUGACCGCAUCAGCUCCUCCAUUGAUAACAGCACUGGACUCUGCCAAUCAGAGAGAACGCUUAACACCUCAUUAUCCAAUCAGAGCUGCAGCCUGCAGGAGAGCCCCGCCCAGCAGGUGGUGUACCCUCUGCUGCUGCUGGGUCAGCUGCUGCUGGGUAUCGGAGCCGUCCCUAUCCAGCCCUUCGGCAUCUCUUACAUCGAUGACUACGCCAGCAAGAAGAACUCACCGCUCUACCUUGGCAUCCUCCUCGCCGUGACCUCCAUCGGCCCGGCGUUUGGCUUCAUCACCGGCUCCUUAAUGCUGCGCUUUUAUGUCGACUUUGACAAGUUAUCCAAAGACCAAAUCGAGUUGAACCAUGAGGACCUGCGCUGGGUGGGAGCCUGGUGGCUCGGCUUCCUGGUGGCGUCCUGCCUCCUCUUCCUCGCUGCGUUGCCUUACCUCUUCUUCCCCAGAAACAUGCCCAAAGAGGACGACGCAGCCGAUGUCGAGUCCAGACCGGACAUUAAGCAGCAGCAGACAAACCAGCCGCAGGAAGACUCUCUCCUUCAGUUCCUCAAAAGUUUUCCUCGUACCGCUCUGCGAACACUGCGGAGCCCCGUCUUCCUGCUGGUGGUUCUGGCGCAGAUCAACCUGGCGGCGCUGCUGUCAGGCCUCGCCACCUUUAUGGCCAAGUUCAUUGAGAGACAGUUCAGCCAGACUGUCCCCUUUUCCACCAUGAUGAUAGGAGGAGUUUGUAUCCCGCUGGCAGUGCUGGGCACCGUCCUGGGUGGAGCUCUGAUGCGGAGGUUCAACAUUUCCGUCAGAGGUGCCAGCAAGUUGUGCACCGCUGUCAUCCUGAUCUGCGUGUUCUCCGCCACACCGCUGCUGCUCAUUGGCUGCUCCACCCAGAAGGUCGCAGAGGUCUAUCCUCACAGGACUAGUGCGUUGUCGUGCAGAGCAGGCUGUCACUGCCCUGAGGAGGCGUUUAACCCGGUCUGUGGUUCGGACGGCGUGGAGUUCCGGUCUCCCUGCCACGCCGGCUGUAAUGGAAUAGAGACAGAUUCCAACAACAAAACCACAAACUACACUCAGUGUCGGUGUGUCGGCGGUCUCGGCUCCGCCUCCCCCGGGACCUGCGGCAGCGGAUGCUCCCACCUCCUCCUCCCCUUCGUGGCUCUGCUCGGCCUCACCAGCUUCGUCGCCUCCUUCUCACAGACGCCCUCCUACAUGAUGAUACUCAGGACGGUGGCCGUAGAGGACAAGUCUUUUGCGGUGGGAGUUCAGUACAUGCUGUUCAGAGUGCUCGCGUUCAUGCCCGGCCCGGUGUUGUACGGCAGCGUCAUCGACAAGACCUGCAUCCUGUGGGGUAACAAGUGCAGCAAGCAGACUUCCUGUCUCUACUACAACCUGGACAACUUCAGACAGAGGUUUCUGGGUCUGCAGGUGGUUUUUGUGUGCGGGGGGCUGCUCUGUUUCCUGCUGACCAUUGUGGUCCUGCGCAAGAGGGGCGGACUGGAGGAACCGCAGCCAGAGAGCAAAGGAGGGUACGAGCUGGUGAAGGAGCAGAAAGCACCCGAGAUCGUUUCAACCAAAGAAAAAGUGCAGACCUGAAGAAACCCAACAAAGGGAAGAAGGGAAAGAAAGAUGCAGAGGCUGAGGAAGGAGAAAAAAGGAAGAGUUCUGAAAGUUUGCUUACAUGGACAGAAAGGAACGUGGAAGCUGCCACGCUACAUAAGCCGCGAGUUACUCAGCGUGGUUCUGCUGCCCUCUGUGGAAAGAACCAGUCAGCCUGUAUAAUGAGGCUGACACACUUUUUGAUAUUGUACUUUUUUAUAUCCAUGCUCUGCUAACAUUUCCAGUGGUGGAAGUAGUAAUGUAGCAAUAACACAGUGUAGUAAAAAAAAAAAACGACAUAUGCUAUUAUGGGAUUAUUAUUUUUCAUGCUUUCAUGUGAAAACAUUUUAAUUACUUUAUAUACUACUGGGUAGCUUCAUCUAUAAUAAUCACCAUAAUGCUAAUCUUAAUAAUGACACAUCACAAUUUUUUGAUGAUAAUUUGUAUCAAUAAUCUGAAUCUGCAAGUAACCAGUAACUAAAUCAGUCAGACAAUGUGAAAAGUACAAUAUGUCCCUCUGAAAUGUGGUGGUGUAGAAGUAUAAAGUGGUAUACAAUGGAUAUACUCAGUAGUGCAAAUACCUCAACAUUGCACUUAAGUAGUAUUGAAGGAAAUGUACUCAGUUACUUUCCCCCACUGAACAUUUCCAAAGGGAUAACUGGUGUUUUUGUACAUAAGACGAUCUAUUUACUGUGACAUUUAUGGUGAAAAUGCUGUUUUAUAUGAUGCAGUGAGCCAAACCAACCACCUCCACUUUUAAAAUGUUGAAUUUGGUGCUUACACUUGAUACGCUGCAGUUCCUUUGAGAAAAACCUAAGAAGAUACUGGCUGAACUGAAGUGAAUGAAACUCCUAUGAAAUGCUAGCAGCCUACAUUUAGCUUCUUUAUGCUUCAAAUUGAGGGUUUCUGGCUCCAGCAAUGAGCAAAGAUGGCCUCUGGGCAACACGUUCUCACUCCCAACUCACAUACUGACGCUUGGUCAGAGCCCUUUGGCGUCGCUUUUUAACGCCCUGGCUACCCCUUUAGCGUAAUUUUUAGACGUUUAAGGCUCCGCGGUCGAGUUAGCAACGCUUAGCAACCACAAAUAUGCAACGUCCGGUUAGACUUUCAAAAUAAAACGUUUCGAAACAUCGCCGUUUUGUAACAGCACGUUAUUAAAGUGAAACGUUGCAGUUUGGUUAGGUGUAGGCACAGAAAAUACUUGGUGAAGGUUAGGAAAAGAUCAUGGCUUGGGUUAAAAUAACUAUGUAGGUCAGUUAACACUAAGUUAACUAACGUCACUUACUUAUGUAGCUUUCGGUUUCACACGGGACACGAACCCCGGCCUUCUGGUUCAAAGUCGGGGUUCUGGCCCUCGAUCCACCCCACCUCGUUACUCAGUCUUUUGUGUUAAAUAUCAUAUACCUGCCUUUACCGUCAAAAUCUGACCCUACAGGGCUUCCCCACGGGGUUGAGCUAUGAUGCGAUAGGGAUCCCCAGUGCGUUACAAACCGACACCGAUGGGUCUUGACCAUGCGUCCAUGUGACGAGCCGGGGAGUGAGUGGAUGAAUUUAUCUGAGAAUCAUAAUUACUCUGAAACUACCCUUUCAGCCAGGACAUCCAAUACAAAUCUAAAGGUCUCUGGGUGCCUUGGUCUGGUCUGAGCCAGGUCAGGGAGACUCGACCGACCUACGACCUGCAAAUUGAGAAUUAUGGAGGUAGUAGAGUUAGCACUGCUGCUAGCAAGCAAACCUACUAGCAUGUUUCUUACCUACUGACCAAUGUGCGAGUCCUUCGGUGAUCUUUUAGACAACACUUACUGCGUGCUUGCAGAUGUUGAUUUAUUUGUUUGUUACAUCGGUGGUAGUCUUUUUCUGGGAGAAAGGUGCACACAUUAUUAAAAAUACUGUGAACUGUGAAGGGUUCUCAAAAUCUGAGGAAGUAGCAGUUUUGUGUGCAUGAAUGUUCAUUAUGAAUAUGUCGUGUUUUUGACGCAGGCAUUUGUUUCUCAAUCCUCGUCCCAAUCAUCAUAAUUGGUCAAAACUAAAAGAAGGUGAAAGAAUAAAGCAGCAGGUUGUUUUUCUUUAUGUUGUAGAGGACACUUGUGUGCUUUUUCAUUGUUCUUUAGAACAAGGAGACAAGCUAACAAGGCUACCAAAAACUAGCCUACAGACACCAUCGGUUGUGUCAUGUGACCCCCCUAGUGGUCCGAGUCUCCCAACCAGUUGUCAUCCCGGGCAUCUCAUAUGGACGUUUGGCUUUUUAACGCCCUGGGUACAGUUUAGCGUUGUAUUUGCACGUGUGGUUUAAAUUAGCAAGAAUAAAUAAGCAACAUCUGGGUAGAUUUUCAAAAUAAAACUUGUGGUUAACUGUGCAAAAGGUUGAAAUUUGGUUAUGUUUGGGAAAGGUUACGGUUCGGGUUAAAAUAACAAUGUUAAGUAACAUAACCUAUGUCACUUAAAAGGAUCAAUGUUGACUUUUUGUUUCACACGGGGAAAACUAACUUCAGUCUCCUUUGUUUAUUAUAUUUUAUGACAUGUGAUGGGAUUGACUGUUUUUCAGUAUUGUAUGAAAUUUGGUUUUCUAAAGCACCACUGGAGCAACUCAGCUGCGAAGUUCUGAAAGACACAUCCUGUGCACAAAAAAGAGAACAACCAAAAAACUGUAUUUUGUGGCGCUUCAGGACUCUGAAGUGUUGCCAAUUGAAAAUGUAUUUUUAUUAUGAAGCAUAGACCCUCUGUGUUCUACUUUUUUCUACUAAGUUUGCUAACUUGAGCCCAACUCCAAUUAUGGUUUUCUGUUUUCUUUAUUCACUGGACUUCUUAGUCUACUGUCAGAAAAUGUCUGUAGUUCUGGUUCUUUUGCUCCACCUUCUGAGAAAUGAUUAUACAUCUAAAACUGAGCCAAGAAACUUAAAGCCAGAUGAGUGAAUUUCAAUAAAUCUCUGAAUACACCGAU
Micropterus salmoides (largemouth bass) is the source of this 5104-nucleotide messenger RNA. It is a transcript of the gene slco2b1, whose product is annotated as solute carrier organic anion transporter family, member 2B1. Gene Ontology annotation, molecular function: bile acid transmembrane transporter activity; protein binding. The record is from RefSeq and is a predicted model, not a curated record. The transcript is spliced from 15 exons. Gene Ontology annotation, biological process: bile acid and bile salt transport; transmembrane transport; sodium-independent organic anion transport. Gene Ontology annotation, cellular component: membrane. The coding region runs from base 199 to 2163 and encodes 654 amino acids. Lineage: Eukaryota; Metazoa; Chordata; Actinopteri; Centrarchiformes; Centrarchidae.